Molecule: messenger RNA, 492 nt
Organism: Desarmillaria tabescens
Lineage: Eukaryota; Fungi; Basidiomycota; Agaricomycetes; Agaricales; Physalacriaceae
Exons: 1
Biological process (GO): mycotoxin biosynthetic process
Source: RefSeq, a predicted model, not a curated record
GGCCAUGACUUCCCUUCGAGUCUUCCUCUUCCUCCUUCGCGUCCUCCCUCGGACCGUGUCCUACUCCCCGUCCAGGAAACCGUUCAUUAUUCCCUCUCCGGAGACGCGUCAGACAACGAAUGGUUCAAUCUUACCUCUGCAGGAUUUGGAUACGCUCAUCUGGGACCCGAUAGUCGAUUGUUCAUGGUUGGGAUGUUCCAUGAGCUGCACUGCCUUCGCGUCCUCAACUUCGCGUUUGGCCAUUCUCACAUGGCUAUGAUGGACCAUUCUCACCAUUGUCUGAACUACUUGCGACAGAUGGCCCUUUGUUCCGCCGACGUUACCCUCGAGCCUGGUGAUUUUACGGAACGAAACUUUGAAGGAAGCAGAACAGGAGCGGUGCAUGUCUGCCGAGAUUGGAGUGCACUGUACGACGUUAUGGAGGAGAACUGGGCUCAGUGGGGGGAUGUGGUUGGUGACGACACUAAUGCGCGCGCAGCUGCUUCUCUGUAG